Suillus subalutaceus is the source of this 1328-nucleotide messenger RNA. RefSeq lists its product as uncharacterized. The transcript is spliced from 3 exons. Lineage: Eukaryota; Fungi; Basidiomycota; Agaricomycetes; Boletales; Suillaceae. The record is from RefSeq and is a predicted model, not a curated record. The coding region runs from base 27 to 1100 and encodes 357 amino acids.
UGUUUUCGAACUGUGUUGUUAUUAUUAUGGAAAUAAGCAAGCACAGCACCGCAGUGCGGGAAGAAUUCAUCCUACGACAAUCCGUCAAAAGGAUUUUCUUGGUUUGCCGCGUUAUCCAUCUUCGUCUUUCUUCUAUGGAGAGCAUGGAUCACACAUUUAGCAAUUUCACACUCGUCUGGAGUUUCAAGUACCUCGCUGCUCUCCUUAUCCGUGCCGAUGAUACUAUCCCAGUGUUACUUCAAGCUCUCCACUCAAAUGCCUUCGAAAUAGCCAUGGGUCUCAAAGGACCCCCUGUGGAGGCGGAUUUUAAUGAUGACAAGAAAAGUUUUCUUGUGAUAUUACAUGGUUACCUCGUCUACGACAAAAUCUUGACUUACGCGUGCAAACAUGUGGACGCCUGGUCUAAUGCCCUCGGACCAGGUGUGAUACAAGAUGAAGCCAUCCGAAAGCGCUGGUCUGCAGUCGAGAUGAAGAUACGAUUAUAUGCCAGUCUCAAGUCCAGGGAGGAGAUGAUAAGGCGGCCAUCAUCUGAUGAAAAGGGCUGGAUUCUACGAUGUUACUGCGGUGAUACCGCAGAAGAUAUUCAGCUUAGGCAAUGCUCGGAAUGUCAGGUUGUGCGGUACUGUUCAAAGCGAUGCCAGCGUGAUUCCUGGUACAGUCAUCACAGGUGGAGCUGUAGAUUUUUGAAGGCAGCUAUUGGUUCAUCAACACCGCACUACGUGAAACGUAGUCUCUGUUUGUUAUCUGGCCUAGAAGAUCAUAUGGUCUCGCGCAGGUGGGGGGAUAUUCAGAGCCAGGUAGCCGUUGCGCGAUGCGAGUAUCCGCAAGAUCAGGACCGGCUCGUUGUCAAGAUCACUAUAAAUAAGGGAGAAGUAUCAGUUCUACCUCUUCGAUACUACCUCUUUCUGUUCAAUGGUCUCUCUGAAAAUGAGGUCGUGGACCGCUUAUCGUCAUGGCCAGAUCCAAGGGGCCAUCUUCGACAAUCGUUCUUCUGUUCGGUUAUUGGGAUAAACGAUCAACAUUCGUCAGAGCAGAUCUUAUUCAGUCCACGUACUGCAUUAGACAUGGAGACAGUGCCAACGCUCAGCCGUAACCAUUGAUGUGCGUUCAUGUUGCUCAGGUCUUGCUUGCGCUUGUCCAUCGAUAUUGAUAUUCUAUAUUGGGUCAGAUAUGAGCUCGCGAGUGGGAACGAGCUUGAAGUGUCAAUGACUUAUGAUACGUCUUCGCUUUACACAGCACUCGCAUAUUGCAUUGUUGUUCCUACAUUGCGUCACAGCGCGGAUGAGACUGGGAUCAGUGGGAAGUUCUUCACAUGAUGGAUUGGUACU